UGACACCACUUUUGACAUCUCUGAUUUGCGCGCUUCAAUUUUUGCUGAACAAUUUCCACCAAAAUAAUGCCGCACCAAGACGAACUCAGCCAGGGGGCCAAACAGAGAUUCGUGGAGACGGCUGCCAGGGCCAAGAACCCACUGGAAUCGCUCAGCUAUCAGUGCUACAAGGCUCCAAAUGGCGAGGAAUUUAAGCUGCUGUGUCGCACCAAGACGGACGCCGAUCCCAAGAUGCUGAAAUGGGCAUUCAAACUGGCCGAGACCAAUGUGGGCCCCUUCUACAAGCAGCUGAAGAUGGGCUGGCAGCCGAAGAUCAAGGCGGCGGAGCUGAACAAGAACUGGGCGCGCUACUUGGUGGUCCAGAAUGACAAGAAGGAGAACGUGGCCUACUCCAUGUUUCGCUUCGACAUGGAUCACGGCGACUGUGUGCUGUACUGCUAUGAGAUGCAGGUGGCGGCGGCUCACCAAAGAAAAGGCCUGGGCAAGUUCAUGAUGCAAAUACUGGAGGACUGCGCCCGCCACUGGCACCUGGAGAAGCUCAUGCUCACCGUGCUCAACAACAACGAGCAGUCCAUAUCCUUCUACAAGCAGCUCGGUUACGGUAAGGAUGAGAUCUCCCCGGAUGUGCUCGAAGAAGCCGACUAUCAAAUCUUCAGCAAAUCUCUGCUGAGCUGAAACCGAGAAAAUAAGACAACUAGCUAACUAA
This is a messenger RNA of Drosophila kikkawai, 706 nucleotides long. It is a transcript of the gene Naa40, whose product is annotated as N-alpha-acetyltransferase 40. Gene Ontology annotation, cellular component: nucleus. Gene Ontology annotation, molecular function: histone H4 acetyltransferase activity; histone H2A acetyltransferase activity; protein N-terminal-serine acetyltransferase activity. Lineage: Eukaryota; Metazoa; Arthropoda; Insecta; Diptera; Drosophilidae. The record is from RefSeq and is a predicted model, not a curated record.